AUGGCAGCCGCUCUCACCAGCUUUAUCCUCACCCAAAGCAUCCAUGCCGCACCUAUCUCUCAACAUCCCCCACCCAACAGUACAGCUUUCUCCAUAAGUUACUCGGAUGUGUGUAACGAUCUGCGCAACUGUCGGACUAUGUGGAGCAUAGUGUACAGCUGCCUCCUUACGAUAUUCGCUUGUGUUUGGACAGCAAUCCAUCCAGAUGUGCCUGAGCAAUAUUCGGGUUGGUCAUUUGGGAAGGAUUCUCGUAACAAUUCAAUGAUUGUGACGUUGGUUUCGCCCGAGGUGGCUGUUGCGGCUGCAUGGGCUGAGUUCUUCGAGGCGUGGAUAAUAUCAAAAAAGUGUGCUGGAAUUCAAGGAUGGACAUUCACCCAUUCAUAUUUUGUUACUAUGGGUGGCUUCUUCGACUCUUCCAAACAAGAGGUGGUAAAGCCAGAUAUAAAUGGAGACCCUUCUACUCUCUUUGAGAAAUACCCCGGCAUAAUCGACAAGUCGUGGGGUCAUCGAAAGGUCACGGUAACAAGGGAGGGGGUCCUUGACAGAAGCAAAGGCGAUUUUUUUUCAAAGUCCAUUGUCGUCCUCCAGUUACUGUGGUUUGCCGUUCAGUAUGUUGGACGGUGGGCAAGUCAUCUACCCAGGUCACAACUGGAAGUGAUGACUCUUGCUUAUGCAGCACUUAGCAUCCUUGUUUAUGCUUUGUGGUGGCACAAACCACUGGACGUCCAUUUCCCGAUCCAUGUAAUGGAAGAGACUGAGCCUAAUCCCUCAAAUUCCGAUGCCGUCACUGAUCCAAUAUUGCCCAAAACGGAGAACGUGUCAAAUCCAACUUCCCCCGCAGCGAAGAUCAUGGAAGCAAGUCCAAUAUGGAUAUUUUUAGUUACUGGUAUCAUUUUUGGUGGGAUUCAUUGCCUCGCAUGGUCAUAUCCAUUUCCGACGCGUGCGGAGAAACUUUUGUGGCGCAUAUCCGCGAUAAUUAUUACUGUGGGCCCUGGCCCUUUCGCAUGGGUCAUUGAAAGACAGGGACAGGAAGGAAAUGUACUCAUGAUCUUUGCAAAUCUCUCCAUCUUUCUUUAUGCUAUUGCUCGGAUUAUCCUGUUCACUCUCACAUUCACGUCUUUGCGAUCUCCACCCCCUAAUUUGUACCGAACUACAUCCUGGACAUCUUUCAUCCCCCACCUGGGAUAA
This is a messenger RNA of Cantharellus anzutake, 1188 nucleotides long. RefSeq lists its product as uncharacterized. NCBI's taxonomy places the organism in Eukaryota, Fungi, Basidiomycota, Agaricomycetes, Cantharellales, Hydnaceae. The record is from RefSeq and is a predicted model, not a curated record. The transcript has 2 exons. Bases 1 to 1188 code for a protein of 395 amino acids.